AUGACACCUCAAUACAUAAAUCUGUUUCAGAGCAGGGUUUUGCCUGUGACAGCUGAAGAAAUGAACUUGUUAUUAUGCAGAGAGAAGAUAUAUCCCCAUUUAUGUGAAAAUGCUGAUCAGCUCUCAGAAGAAAGGCCCAUUUAUCUGUUUAAUCGAAAUGCAAAUGUAAGAAGUAUGAAUAAUGCAAUUGCUGAUACUAUGGAUACCGAGAGUGACAUUUAUGUUGGCUUUGAUUGUGAUACUGGUGAAAAGACUAUGGCCGGCGAGAAAAAAGACACUGGUGCAUUUCAAAUACAAGCAACUUCUGGAAGGCCAAAAAAGAUCAAUAUUAUAGAAAUAACAGCGUUGCAGCGCUUAUGCGUUCUACCAAACAACUGUUUAAUCAAUCAAGUAUCUGAUAAAGCACUGCGAUAUUUGGAAUUGUACACGGUGAGCAUGAGUAGAGUCAAUAUCAAUUAUAAGUGCAAGACCACCAGCUAUGUUUCCAACCGUGGCAGGGUCAACCCCAGCAAGAUUGUUAUGAUGGGUUUGCCUGAUGGAUUUGUAUUACGCGAACAAGGGUGGAUAAUGGGUGACUGGUUAGACGGCGAUGACGAAGAAGACAAUGGUUAUUUUUACGAGGAGGAGGAUGGAAUUAUGUGUUGA
Mucor mucedo is the source of this 645-nucleotide messenger RNA. RefSeq lists its product as uncharacterized. Bases 1 to 645 code for a protein of 214 amino acids. The transcript is spliced from 2 exons. Lineage: Eukaryota; Fungi; Mucoromycota; Mucoromycetes; Mucorales; Mucoraceae. The record is from RefSeq and is a predicted model, not a curated record.